UAGUGGUAGGUGGACUAAAUGAGUGAACUUAAUUUUUUGAUAUAAAAUAACCGCUGAGAUCUGCAACUGACAUCACAAACAGUUCACUUCUCUCGAGUUGAGCAUCACACUUCCUUCAGUUUAAUAACAAAAUGCGUGCCUUCAUUGUAUUAGCUUUGUUCGUUGUAGCGCGUGCUGAUGUUGGUGGUUACAACUAUGGUUCACCACUUGGAUCCUUCCCAUCUGCUGGCGGUUCCCUCGGUGGAUUCGGUGGCUCCCUCGGCAGUAAUGGCGCCGCACAGUUGAGUGCACCCAUUGGUGGCGGCAGCGCUGGACCCGUGAGCAGUGGCGGUGUUGGUGAUUUCGGUAGCCCACUCAGCGCACCCGCUGAUGUCGGUUUCGCAGCACCAGCUGCACCUGCUGCACCAGAAUACCAGAAGGAAUUCAUCACUUACUCCGCACCUGAAUCUGAAUUCGAUGAUGAUCAUUCUGUGGGUGACUUGUCUGGUUCGUUGAAGAAGAACUUGCGCGUUGUCUUCAUUAAGGGACCCGAAAACAAUGGACUCUCCGAUGCUGCCCUCCAAUUGGCCAAACACGCCGGUGAAGAGAGAACCGCCAUCUAUGUGUUGCAGAAACAGAACGACAUCUCUGGCUUGGCUCAACAAUUGCAGAACCUCAACAGACAGAACACCAACAAACCCGAAGUGCACUUCGUCAAAUACCGCACACCCGAAGAUGCUGCCAACGCUCAACAUGCCAUCCAACAGCAAUACAACGAUUUGGGUGGAGACUCCGUGUCCCAUGACGGUGGCGUCGCACCAGUCUUGAACUUCGCUUCUCAAGCCCCAGCUGCACCUGCCGCUCCCUCAAACUCGUACAUCCCACCCGCAGCACCUGCUCCAGCACCAGCACCAGUUGCCCCAGUCAACACCUACAUUCCUCCCGCAGCACCCGCACCCGCACCAGUUGCUCCAGCUCCAGCACCAGCACCAGUUGCACCAGUCAACACCUACAUCCCACCCGCAGCUCCCGCCCCAGCUCCAGCACCAGUUGCACCAGCCAACACCUACAUUCCUCCAGUCAGCCAACCACAGGCACCCAGCAACUCCUACUUGCCAAUCUUCAAGUUCUAAGUUGAUCCUGGGAGAAUGAAACGUUUGGAGAAAUGCUCUUACGGAGUAUACGAUAUAAAUUAGACAAAUUCCCCGCUUACCCCCUCAUUGUAUAAUAAUGUUCAUGAAUGUGUUGCACAACUAGUUUUAUUUUGUACAUAAAUAGUUAAUAAAAACCCAAUUAAUUCAAUUUUAA
Messenger RNA from Zeugodacus cucurbitae (melon fly), 1287 nucleotides. RefSeq names its product formin-like protein 2. Bases 132 to 1112 code for a protein of 326 amino acids. The record is from RefSeq and is a predicted model, not a curated record. NCBI's taxonomy places the organism in Eukaryota, Metazoa, Arthropoda, Insecta, Diptera, Tephritidae. The transcript has 2 exons.